Messenger RNA from Rasamsonia emersonii CBS 393.64, 1500 nucleotides. Its product is annotated as Mitochondrial chaperone Bcs1. Gene Ontology annotation, biological process: mitochondrial respiratory chain complex III assembly; protein insertion into mitochondrial inner membrane from matrix. Lineage: Eukaryota; Fungi; Ascomycota; Eurotiomycetes; Eurotiales; Trichocomaceae. The coding region runs from base 1 to 1500 and encodes 499 amino acids. The record is from RefSeq and is a predicted model, not a curated record. Gene Ontology annotation, molecular function: ATP hydrolysis activity; ATP binding. Gene Ontology annotation, cellular component: mitochondrial inner membrane. The transcript has 2 exons.
AUGGAAGCAGAUGGACCAGCCAAAGCUCCGGGGACCCCGUCUCCUGCUGAUCUGAUUCUCCAGCAGAAGAAAGAUGCGGUGCAGGCGCUGCCGCAACCCAGCGGAGAUGGGGGGAUCUUUUCGCAGCUGUCUAACAACCCUUUUUUCACUGCGGGAUUUGGUUUAGCUGGUCUAGGAGCAGCUCUGAGCCUCGCUCAAAAAGGUCUACGGCACGGUGCAGCUCUCCUCCGCAGGCGCCUGUUGGUUGACGUCGAGAUCAACAUCAAGGAUGAUUCAUACCCGUGGUUCUUGCACUGGAUGACCCUUUACCAGCAGUCGCAGCUGAACGGCGCUCGCUCAGCUGCUAAUGGUGCUAACAAAGGAGGGUUUAUGGAGUUUCUCCUCCAGAAAUUGACGCCCGGGAUGCGACAUCUCUCGAUUCAGACGCAGAAAAUCGAGCAUUCCAACGGCGCCAUACACACACAUUUUACCCUCAUUCCGGGACCGGGAAAACAUAUUUUACGCUACAAGAACGCCUUCAUUCUAGUCAACAGAGUCCGCGAGUCCAAAUCACGGGAUCAUCAGACAGGCCGCCCGUGGGAGACAGUAACGCUGACCACUCUAUAUGCUCAUCGCCACAUCUUCGAGGACCUGUUCACAGAGGCGCAUGCCAUUGCAGCUAAGUCGCAUGAGGGGAAGACGGCCAUCUACAACAGUUGGGGGACGGAGUGGCGACAGUUUGGGCACCCGCGGCGAAAACGCCCGCUGGAUUCCGUGAUCCUGGACAAAGGAGUCAAAGAACGGAUUGUCGAGGACGUUAAAGACUUCCUUGCAAGCAGCAAGUGGUAUUACGACCGUGGGAUUCCUUACCGGCGUGGUUAUUUGCUUUAUGGACCCCCGGGGACCGGCAAGAGCUCGUUCAUCCAAGCCCUAGCGGGGGAGCUCGACUAUGAUAUUGCGAUUUUGAAUCUGAGCGAGCGUGGGCUGACGGAUGACCGGCUAAAUCAUCUUUUGACGAUCAUUCCCAACCGGACUAUCGUUCUCUUGGAAGAUGUCGAUGCCGCCUUCUCGAACCGCAGGGUUCAGACGGAUGAGGACGGAUACCGUGGUGCCAACGUGACAUUCUCGGGCCUGUUGAAUGCGCUCGACGGCGUCGCCAGUGCUGAGGAACGGAUCAUCUUUCUGACCACAAACCAUGUCGAGAGACUGGAUGAGGCGCUCGUCCGGCCGGGUCGUGUCGACAUGACUGUCCGGCUGGGCGAGGCAACCAGAUAUCAGGCUGCUGCUUUGUGGGACCGCUUCUACGGAGAGUAUGACCAGAAUGGGACAUACAGGCAGGCCUUCCUUGAUCGACUUGAAAAGCUUGGACUCAUCGAGGACGAACAUGGCCACAAGGCUGAUUGGUCUAAGGGCACCAGUACCGCCGCGCUGCAGGGGUUGUUCUUGUACCAUAAAGGUGAUAUGGAGGGGGCAAUCUCUGCCGCAGAUCACUUGGUACAAUCUGUAUAUGAUCAACGAUGA